AGACAGCCAGCAAUUAUCUUUCAUAAGCAAAAAAGUUUGGCAGGCAAAAGAGCAAACGGAAUAAGACGAAAACGGGCCGACAGGGGGAAUUAAAUUUAAUUAAUUGCUCUUUAAAGUGAUCCCAGUCACGCCCACAAAGAAAUAAAUUACAAAUAUUAAACGCGAUAAUUUUCCGCUUAUUUCAUUAAAGCAGCCCACCAAAAAAUAAAAUUAAAAAUAAUAAAGAAAGAAAGAAAGCAGACAAAACGAGAAAACUUAAAAAAGUAACUGAAGAAGAGCGGUGGGCAGAGCAGUAGAGGUCACCGAAAAGGGGUCACCGACAUCUAAAAUCCGAAUUCAAGGACUAAAAACGCCAGGAUAAGAAGCCGCGAAACCAGGGUAGCGACCAAAGAACCAAAAAUGAAUCCGACGCCCGUGGGCAUUGGAUUCGGAUUUGGUCGCAAGCCGCCCAACAAGGCCAGAAUGCGUUCCCGCUGGCGACCCCCGGCGACAGCCCCACUGACCCUGACCCUGACCCCAGACCCCGCCGAGGGUGACAACCCUGCCGCUGACCCGCUGCAGGAAUCAGAAUCAUCCUCCUCCUCUUCCUCGCCCAUCGGCGACCGCCAUCCACAGCACCACCGAGCCACCGAGCCGAGGCUGGAGCUGGAGCACCACCACGCACCACAGCAACACCGCCAGCGCGGCCAGUUGACAACCCUGGCGCUGCUGCUAGUGGCCCUCGUGGCCCUCAGCAACCUGGAAACCCUGCUCGCUGUGCGCACCGAAGGACCACGCAACCGCCAUGGAUCACCAGGUGGCAGCUUGGGCAGCACAAGUGCGAUUGGCAGUGGCAGUGGCAGUGGCAUCAACACCGAGUGUCCGACGGACUCGUUCCGGUGCAACAACGGCAAGUGCAUCUCGCACCACUGGGUCUGCAAUUACCAGAAGGACUGUGACGACGGCGAGGAUGAGAUGCAGUCAUGCCCUCCACCGGAAUGCGAAACGCCGCAACUGAAUUGCGGGCAGUAUGUGUUCAACAAGACCUAUUGCAUCCCUCCGCAUUAUCGCUGCGAUAUGAUCGAGGAUUGUGAGGACAAAUCGGAUGAGGCGCAGUGCACUUACCGCAAGUGCCAGCACACGGACGUCUUCUGCAACGCCCCCAACGGAGCCGCCCCCGCGGAGGGCGCCCGCCUCGCAGGACCCUGUGUGCCGAAGGAGAAGCGCUGCGACGGCUACUUGGACUGCCGCACCGGGCGGGACGAGGACAACUGCAGCGGCGUGUCCUGCCGCCUCGACCAGUUCCGCUGCGCCAACGGACACAAGUGCAUCGACGCCGCCCUCAAGUGCAACCAUCGCGACGACUGUGGCGACAACUCGGACGAACAGGGAUGCAACUUUCCGCCCUGCCACCACGCCCAGUUCCGGUGCUCCAACGCGCUGUGCAUCCCGUACAACUUCCACUGUGACGGCUACCACGACUGUGCGGACAAGAGUGACGAGGCCAACUGCACGGCCAUCGCCUGUCCGGACAACAAGCACCUGUGUCCGCGCGGCGGAGCCAGCGGAACGCCCAAGUGCAUCCUGAAGUCGCAGCUGUGCGACGGCAAGCGGGACUGCGAGGACGGUAGCGACGAGGAGACCAACUGCUCGAUUGCCUCCUGUCCCGCCCUGAGCUGUGAGUUCAAGUGCGGACCCUCGCUGACCGGCGGCGUCUGCUACUGCAAGCCGGGCCAGUCGCUGGCCCCCGACAACCGCACCUGCGUGGACCUGGACGAGUGCGCCGAGUGGGGCCACUGCGACCAGCUGUGCACCAACACCCUCGGCUCGUACACCUGCCAGUGCGCGCAGGGCUACACGCUGAUCAACGACUCCAAGUGCAUUGCCCCCGACGCCAACAAUCUGCAGCUGAUCUUCGCCCACGACCGGGCCAUCAUGCGCAUGCUGCACCACGGCAGCGAGCCCAAGAUUCUGGCCAAUGCCACGGCGGCGGCGGGUGUGGCCUUCCACUAUGCGCGGAACACGCUCUUGUCGGACAUCAAGACGCGAAAGGUGCAAUCGCUGCCGCUGGAUGCGCAGAACAAGGCGGUGACGCCCUUCGAUCAGACGCUGCCCGGCACCUGGGCGCCAGUGGCGCUGGCCGUCGACUGGGUGGGCGACAAGAUCUACGUGGCCGAUCUGGUGGGCCAGAAGAUCGACGUGUUCGAGCUGAGUGGCCAGUGGCAUGCGGUGGUGCUGGGCUCGAACCUCACCUCGCCCGCCGACCUGGCCCUGGACCCCACGGCGGGCCUGAUGUUCGUGGCGGACGGUGGCCAGGUGCUGCGCGCCCACAUGGACGGCACACAUGCCAGAUCGAUUGUGUCCGAGGCCGCGUACAAGGCCAGCGGCGUCACGGUGGACAUCAUCGGCAAGCGGGUCUUCUGGUGCGACUCCCUGCUGGACUACAUCGAGUCGGUGGACUACGAGGGCGCCAACCGCGUGAUGGUGCUGCGGGGCCAGCAGGUGCCGAGUCCGUCGCGUCUGGCCCUGUUCGAGAACCGAAUCUACUGGACGGAUGCCACCAAGCAGGGCAUCAUGUCGGUGGACAAGUUCGAGGGGCCCACCUCCAUCCAGGUGACCUACAAGGCCAAGGACAUCCGGGAGCCGAAGGGCAUCAUUGCCGUGCACGCGCUCAGUCAGCCCAGGGUGUCGAAUCCCUGUGGCAACAACAACGGUGGCUGCAACCACAUGUGCAUUGUGACGGCCGUGAAGGGCGCCCCCACGGGGCUGGGCUUCCGGUGCGCCUGCUCCACGGGCUACCAGCUGGAGACGGACCUGAAGCUGUGCAAGCCGGUCAGCGAGUUCCUCAUGUACUCGCAGCAGCGGUUCAUCAAGGGCAAGGUGCUGGAGCCGGUGAUCGAGGGCUUCAGCGAUGCCAUCAUGCCGGUGGUCUCGCGGAGGGCGCGCUUCGUCGGCCUGGACUUUGAUGCGCGCGAUGAGUUCGUCUACUACUCGGACGUGCUGCAGGACGUGAUCUACCGGGUGCACCGCAACGGAACCGGCAGGGAGAUCGUCCUGGCCUCCCAGAACGAGGGCGUUGAGGGUCUGGCCGUCGACUGGGCCUCCAAGAACCUGUACUACAUCGAUUCGCGUAAGGGCACCUUGAAUGUCCUGUCCACGCGCAACGUGACGCACCGACGGACGCUGCUGAAGAACCUGAAACGUCCCAGGGCCAUUGUCGUGCAUCCCAAUCGCGGGUUCAUCUUCUUCUCCGAGUGGGAUCGUCCGGCCAAUAUCACCAGGGCCAACACGGAUGGCAGUGGUCUGUUGGUGUUCAAAAACGUGACCCUUGGCUGGCCCAAUGGUCUGUCCAUUGACUUUAAGGAGGAUCGAGUGUACUGGUGCGAUGCUUUGUUGGAUCACGUGCAGCACGCCAACUUGGAUGGCACGGACAUCAAGACAGUGAACUCCCGCUUGGUGCGACACCCCUUCUCCAUUGUGAUACACAACGACUGGAUGUACAUCACGGACUGGCGACUGGAUGCCAUUAUCCGGCUGCACAAGCUGACGGGCGAACAAGAGGAGAUGAUGGUCAGAGAGCCGCAAACCAACAGGCUCUACGGCGUCAAGGUCUACAGUCAUGAGGUCCAGAGGAUCGCAGACACGCAACCCUGCCACCGAAACAACGGUGGCUGCCAGAAGAUCUGCUUUGCCGUGCCCAUAGGAGCCCCGAAUGGAACGGCUGGUGAGGUGACCACCACCUCGUCACCUCCGUCCUUCGGUCGCCUGCAAGCGCGCUGCUCGUGUCCCUACGGCGAGCGACUGGCCGAGGACCAGUUGAGCUGCAUACCCGAUCCCAGCGCCGAGCCCCCAGUGCAACCCUGUCCGAACUCGUGGGACUUCACGUGCAACAACCAGAGGUGCAUACCCAAGUCGUGGGUGUGCGAUGGCGACGACGAUUGUCUGGACAACAGCGACGAGGAGCAGAACUGCACAAAACCCACCUGUGGCUCCAACGAGUACCAGUGUCGCUCGGGCCGCUGCAUUCCCCAGAACUUCCGCUGCGACCAGGAGAACGACUGCGGCGACAACUCGGAUGAGCAGGAGUGCGGCAACGUGACCUGCGGCACCUCGCAGUUCGCCUGCGCCAACGGGCGUUGCAUACCCAACAUGUGGAAGUGUGACAGCGAGAACGACUGCGGCGACAGCAGCGACGAGGGUGACUUCUGUGCGGAGAAGACGUGUGCCUACUUCCAGUUCACGUGUCCGCGGACGGGCCACUGCAUCCCGCAGAGCUGGGUGUGCGACGGCGACGACGACUGCUUCGACAAGCAGGACGAGAAGGACUGCCCGCCGAUCUCCUGCCUGGCGAACCAGUUCAAGUGCGCCGACCUCCGGCAGUGUGUGGAGGAGUCGUACAAGUGCGACGGCAUACCGGACUGCAACGACGGCUCCGACGAGCUGGGCUGCCCCUCGAUGGGCCCCAACCAGUGCAAUCUGGAGAAGCACUUCCGCUGCAAGUCCACCGGGUUCUGCAUCCCCAUUGCCUGGCACUGCGACGGCUCCAACGACUGCUCCGACCACUCGGACGAGCAGGACUGCGGCCAGAUCACCUGUGCCCAGAACUUCUUCAAGUGCAACAACACCAACUGUGUGUUCAAGGCCUACAUCUGCGACGGCAAGGACGACUGCGGCGACAACUCCGACGAGGGCGCGGAGCACGCCUGUGUGCCGCCGCCCUUCAAGUGUCCGCACGGCCAGUGGCAGUGUCCCGGGGUCUCCGAGCGGUGCGUGAACAUCACCUCCGUGUGCGACGACACGCCCGACUGCCCGAACGGGUCCGACGAGGGCGAAGGCUGCGACCUGGCCGAGUGCGAGCACCAGGCGGGCCAGUGCUCCAGCUUCUGCCAGAAGACGCCCAACGGAGCGCUGUGCGUGUGUCCACCGGGCUCGGAGAUUGGCGAGGAUGGCUACACCUGCAUGGACACGAACGAGUGCGAUCCCCCCGGACUGUGCUCGCAGCAGUGCACCAACACCAAGGGCUCCUACUUCUGCUCCUGCACCGACGGCUACGUGCUGGAGCCCAACAAGCACACUUGCAAGGCCGUCAACCACACGGCCGCCUUCCUGAUCAUCUCGAACCGCCACUCGAUACUCGUGGCCGACCUCAAGGAGCAGGGCCUGGAGCGGGUGCCCAUCAUAGUGGAGAACGUGGUGGCCACGGCCUCGAACAUGCACACGGGCACCAUUUUCUGGAGUGACAUGAAGCUGAAGAAGAUCUCGCGUCUGGAUCGCGGCAUGGAGCCGCAGGAGAUCAUCAACACGGGUCUGGACCUGGUCGAGGGUCUGGCCUACGACUGGAUUGCCCAGAACCUCUACUGGCUGGACAGCAAGCUGAACACGAUUGAGGUGUCCGCGGAGAAUGGUUCCAAUCGCCUGGUUUUGGUCAGGGAGAACAUCACCCAGCCGAGGGGCAUGUGCAUAGACCCCAGUCCCGGCGCCAGAUGGAUCUUCUGGACGGACUGGGGAGAGAACCCCAGGGUGGAGCGGAUCGGCAUGGACGGGACGAUGAGAAAGACGAUCAUCAACACCAAGAUCUACUGGCCCAACGGCCUGACUUUGGACAUAGCCACCAAGCGGGUCUACUUUGCCGACUCCAAGCUGGACUUCAUCGACUUCUGCUACUACAACGGAACGGGCCGACAGCAGGUCCUGGCCAGCAGCCACUAUCUGCUGCACCCGCACUCGCUGUCCCUGUUCGAGGACACGCUCUACUGGACGGACAGGCAGCUGAAUCGCGUCCUGUCGGCCAACAAGUUCCGCGGCAAGAACCAGACCGUGGUGUCCCAUCUCAUCAGCCAGCCCCUGUCCAUACACGUGCACCACGCCUCGCUGCAGCCCAUGACCCCCAAUCCCUGCGCCGGCGCCCGCUGCCAGCACCUGUGCCUGCUGAGUCCCAGUGCCCCGGAGGGCUACUCCUGCAAGUGCAAGCCCGGCUUCAAGCUCCUCAGCGAGGGUCGCUGCAUCGAGGAGGAGAACCCCUUCCUGAUGGUCGUCAAGGGCACGCAAAUAGUGGACCUGCCGCUGAACGGAGGCGACGCCCGAGCCGGAGCCCUGGCCCCGGUCAUCGGGAUUGAGAGCAGCACGGGCCUGGACUUCGAUCGCAAGGGCGAGACCCUCUACUGGGUGCAGGGCAGGGAGGACGACGACGAGAACUGCACCAUCUACACAACGCCCUACGGCGGUGGCAACAAGACCCUCUUCCUGGGCACCGAGAGCGGCAUUGUGGGUGCCCCCUACACCAUUGCCUUCGACUGGCUGGGCCGCAACCUGUACAUCGGCAACCGGGUGGCCAGCAACAUCGAGGCCGUGCGAGUGGACGGCAAGCAGAAGUACCGCACCAUUGUGCUGGCCAACGACGGCUAUGCCAACUCCGUGUCGCGACCCAAGCAGAUCGUGCUGGACCCCACCGACGGCAAGCUCUUCUGGAUCGACGAGGGUGUUCUGGAGGUGCCCAUUAAGAUCGGCAGGGUGGACAUGAACGGACAGAACCCCGUAGUGGUCUUCCAGGACUUUGCCCAUCCCGAGUCGUUGGCCGUCGACACGGAGAAGAAGAUGCUGUACUACAGUGCCAGCAAUCCGGCUGUGAUCGGUUCCAUGGACUACAACGGCGAGGACCACACGACGAUCAUCAUGAAGGACUCCCAUCCGAUGGCCAAGCCCCGCAGCCUGGGCAUCCUGGACCACAGGCUCUACUAUCUGGAUCCGCUGUACGAGCGCAUCGUGAGGGUGGAUCUGCCGCAUGGCGAUAACCCCAAGACCAUUGUGGACAACGAGUCCGACCUACGCUCCAUGAUGAUCUACAAGAAGCGCGCCCUGAUGCAGCACCCCUGCCAGACGAACAACGGCGGGUGCAAGCACCUCUGCAUUCCCGGGCCGGCUGCGACCCGGACCUGUGCCUGCGGCAUUGGCUACCGGAAGGAGAACGAGAUCAACUGCGUGGCCUACAAGACCUUCGCGGUCGUCUCCCAACUGGACAUGAUCAGGGGCUACAGUCUGAGCGACAGUUCCGAGGCCAUGGUGCCGGUGAGCGGUCCUGGUCAUCACAUACUCCACGUGGACGUCAUGUACCGGGAGCAGUGGAUCUACUGGGCCGAGUACAACCGUGGCUACUGGAACGGCAUCUUCAGGUCGCGACCCAAUGGCACCGAUCUGCAGCAUGUGGUCAAGGACGGCAUCGGUAGCAAUGGCAUCCGGGGAUUGACAAUCGAUUGGGUGGCCGGCAACAUGUACUUCACCAAUGUCUAUCCGCACGAGAACUACGUGGAGGUUUGCUGGCUGGAUGGUAGCAACAGGAAGGUGUUGGUCAAGACAACCACCGAUGCGCCACGCGAACUGGCCGUGAAUCCCAUCAAGAGGCUGCUCUACUGGAUCGACUAUGGUCAGCAUCCGAGGAUAGGAAAAGCUCUGCUGGACGGCAGCAAGUGGACGCCACUGGUUACGUCUGGGAUAUCGUUGCCCCGCGAUCUCACCAUUGACAUGCAAACCCAUGACAUCUACUGGGUGGACUCGAAACUGGACACCAUUCAGAAGAUCUCGUUCAAUGGCGCCAAUCGCAAGGUGAUCCGCAGGGAUCUGCCCAAUCCCAUGGGCAUUGCGGUCUAUCUGAACGACGUCUACUGGGUGGAUCGCAACCUGAUGACCGUCUUCAAGGCCUCCAAGCACAGUGCCAAUGAGACGGCCACCAGGGUGAGGACCAAUCUCGAGAAGCUGAGGGACAUUGCCAUAUACAACAUCAACAACCAGCCGCAGGACGACACGAAUCCGUGUGCCCAUUUGGGCAACGGCGGCUGUGACCAGUUGUGCUUCAGUUUUCCGCCCGAGGGCGGAGCCACAGGUCCUUCGGGAAGGAACUUCCGCUGCGAGUGCGCCACCGGAAAGCUGAGUGCCGAUGAACGAAAGUGCGAGGUGGUCAACGAGUACCUGGUGUUCGCCACCAGAACCGAGAUUCGGGCCGUCAAUCUGGAUCCCCAUUCCACUGAGGUGCCCUUCACACCGCUGACCAACCUCACGAACGUGGUCGGUCUGGACUUUGACUUUGCCGACAACCGGAUGCUGUACACCCAAAUCCGUCCCUGGGCCAAGAUUGCCUACACGAAGGCGAACAAGCCGGGCCACGACGACAUCACCGUGGUGCUGAACAAGGGCAUCAACCCGGAGGGCAUUGCCUACGACUGGACGCAGCAGAAGAUCUACUGGACGGAUAGCUCGAACAACUCGAUCUACGCCAUGAACCUGGACGGCGGUGAGCUGGUGAUGAUUGCCCGCGUGGAAAGACCGCGAGCCAUAGUGCUCGAUCCCUGCAAUGGCACCUUGUUCUUCACGGACUGGGGCAGGUUCGGCACCUCCGGCAAGAUUUUCCGCACCACGAUGGCGGGUUCGCUGAAGCGGGCCAUUGUCGACAAGGAUCUGUCGCAGCCAAGUGGCCUGGCCAUCGAUUACGAUGAGAGGCGUUUGUACUGGACGGACGCGGUGCGGGAGAAGAUCGAGAGGUCCGAUCUGGAUGGUCAGAACAGAGAGCUCCUGGUGGCAGCCACCAUCUAUCCGUUUGCCAUCACCGUGUUCAGGAACUACAUCUACUGGACGGACCUGCAGCUGCGAGGCGUUUACAGGGCGGAGAAGCACACGGGAGCCAACAUGGUGGAGAUGGUGAAGCGACUGGAGGACUCACCGCGAGACAUACGCAUCUACAGCUCCGAUCGGCAGAAGUGCAAUGUGAACCCCUGCAGGAUCAACAACGGGGGCUGUGCCCAGAGCUGUCACCCUGCGCCGAACGGCAAGGCCGAGUGCAAGUGCGACGACAACACCAAGGUGGUCAACGAGGGCAGGAUGUGUGCGCCCAGGAACAACACGUGCGAGGCCAGCAAGUUCUACUGCAAGAAUGGGCGGUGCAUCUCGCGGAUGUGGUCCUGCGACGGCGACGACGACUGCGGCGACAACUCGGACGAGGACCCCAACUACUGUGCCUACCACUCCUGCUCCCCCAACGAGUUCCGCUGCAACAACGGACGCUGCAUCUUCAAGUCCUGGAAGUGCGAUCACGAGAACGACUGCAAGGACGGUUCCGACGAGCUGGGCUGCACCUAUCCGCCCUGUGUGGACGGCGAGUUCACCUGCGGCAACGGACGCUGCAUUCCCCAGGCUCAGGUCUGCAAUGGUGUGAACGACUGCAAGGACAAUGCCACGUCGGACGAAACGCACGAGAGGUGUCCCAUGAACACCACCUGCCCGGCCAACCACCUGAAGUGCGAGAAGACCAACAUCUGUGUGGAGCCCUACUGGCUGUGCGACGGCGACAACGACUGCGGUGACAACUCCGACGAGGAUCCGCUGCACUGCGGCCAGCGAACGUGUCCGACCAACAGCUUCCGCUGCCCCAACCACCGAUGCAUUCCGGCCACCUGGUACUGCGACGGCGAUGACGACUGUGGUGACGGGGCCGACGAGCCACCAGACUACUGCAAGUCGGAGGGACGCACCUGCUUCGGCGAUCUGUUCACCUGCGACAAUGGCAACUGCAUUCCGAGGAUCUACAUCUGCGACGGCGACAACGACUGUCUGGACAACAGUGACGAGGACAACCGACAUCAGUGCAAUGACCGAAAAUGUGAUGAGGAAACGGAAUUCACUUGUGUGGAGAACAAAUCUUGGCAACGGGCGCAGUGCAUCCCCAAGAAAUGGAUCUGCGAUGGAGAUCCGGACUGCGUAGAUGGAGCCGAUGAGAAUACCACCCUGCACAACUGUGCCACCCAACAGCCUUGCGGCGAGGAUAUGUUCACCUGUGGCAACGGACGCUGUAUCAACAAGGGCUGGAUCUGCGACCAUGACAACGACUGCGGCGAUGGCACCGACGAGGGCAAGUUCUGCAACUCCAAGUACAAGACCUGCUCGACGCAGGAGUUCACGUGUCAGAACUUCAAGUGCAUCCGGAAUCAGUCCAGGUGCGAUGGCGAGGACGACUGCGGCGAUCACUCCGAUGAGGUGGGCUGUGCCAAGGAGAACAACACCUGUCCGCAGGGUCAGUUCGCCUGUUCGAAUGGCCAGUGCAUCGACUACAGUCUGGUGUGCAACAAGUAUCCGGAUUGUGCCGACGAGUCCGAUGAGCCUGCCCACUGCAACGUGGACGAGUGUGCCAAGGUGGAGAUCAAUCAGUGCGGUCACAAGUGUGUGGACACACUGACAGGAUACUAUUGCGACUGCAACGAGGGCUACAAACUUCUGGCCGAUGGCAAAGCGUGUGCGGAUGUGGAUGAGUGCCUGGAGCAGCCUGGGGCGUGUUCCCAACACUGCUCCAAUACGCCGGGUGGAUUCUACUGCAAGUGCGAUGAGACCUACUACGAGAGGCAGAACGACGAGCAUACGUGCAAGCGAAAGGACAAAAUCCCACCGUGGCUGAUCUUCACCAACAAGUACUAUGUGCGCAACAUGUCGGUGGAUGGUCACCAGUACAACCUGAUGCACCAGGAUCUGAUGAACGUGGUGGCCCUGGACUUUGACAUUCGCGAGGAGUACAUGUACUUCUGCGACGUCACGGCCAAGACCAUUUUCAGGGCCAAGUACGGAGAGGCGGAUGACGAGAUGCCGCCGGAAAGAGAGGCUGUCAUCAGGCACGAUUCGCACGGCCUGGAGGGCAUUGCCAUCGAUUGGGUGGGCCGCAAGCUCUACUGGCUGGACAGGCACUCGAAGAACUUGGACGUGUCCGAAUUGGACGGAACCAAGCGCAAGACGCUGAGGAGUGGUGUGGUGGAUCCGCGUGCCAUCGUCGUACAUCCUGGCAUCGGCUAUCUAUACUUCACCUCCUGGCAUCUGCAAGCCUACAUUGCCAAGAUGGGCAUGGAUGGUUCGAACUUCUCGAGGAUCCUCAACUGGAAUGAUGGCAUCGCCUGGCCAAAUGCCCUGUCCAUUGACUACUUCACGGAUCGCAUUUACUGGGCCGAUGCUCACUUGGACUACAUAGCCUAUGCCGAUUUGGAGGGCAGACAUCGUCACACUGUGCUCUCCGGCAGUAAGGUGCCACAUGUGUUCGCGCUCAGCCUCUUCGACGACUACAUCUACUGGAGUGACUGGAAUCUGAAGGCGAUAGUGCGAGCCAAUAAGUUCCAUGGUGCCAACUAUACGGUGCUGAGAAAUACCACCCAUCGACCCUAUGACUUGCACAUCAAUCAUCCGCUGAGACAGUUGCCCUACACCAAUCCCUGUGGCACGAACAACGGCGGUUGCUCGCAUCUCUGCCUGAUAGCUCCGCCACCGGAAUCCACCUAUCUGAACAUCGAGGGAUACAUAGAGGAGGGAGCUCCGAUCUUCAAGUGCGCCUGUCCCAAUCAGUUCUAUUUGGCCAGGGACAUGAAGACUUGCAUUGCCAACUGUACGGCCGGACAGCAUUUGUGUGGCGGACGGGAUGAGAAGUGCAUCCCGUGGUUCUGGAAGUGCGAUGGCGAAAAGGACUGCAAGGAUGGCUCCGAUGAACCGGCCACCUGUGCCCCGCGACACUGCAGGGCUGGCACGUUCCAGUGCAAGAACACCAACUGCACACCUUCGGCGACAAUCUGCGACGGAGUGGAUGACUGUGGCGAUCGCAGCGACGAGCAGAAUUGCGAUCUGCCCUGUCCGCUAUCCGAUUUCAAGUGCAAGUCCAGCGGCAGGUGCAUCCUGGACAGCUGGCGCUGCGAUGGAGAUGCCGACUGCAAGGAUGGCAGCGAUGAGGAUCCCGCCGUGUGCUUCAAGCGCACCUGUGAUCCCAAAACGGAGUUCGCCUGUAAAAAUGGUCGCUGCAUUCCGCAACUGUGGAUGUGCGAUUUCGACAACGAUUGUGGCGACGAUUCCGACGAGCCGGCGUACAUGUGCCGCCAGAGGAACUGCACCACCGGCUGGCAGAGAUGUCCUGGUCAGUCCAACUACCGCUGCAUACCCAAGUGGCUGUUCUGCGACGGCAAGGAUGAUUGUAGGGACAACAGUGACGAGCUGCCGGAGAACUGUCCCAAGUGCAACCCCGACACGGACUUCAAAUGCGGCAACAACCGAUGCAUACCCAAGCAAUGGAUGUGCGAUUUCGCGGACGAUUGUGGCGAUGCCAGCGACGAAAACGAGGCGGUCUGCAAGGGUCGCUACAGAGACUGCUCCGAAUCGGAGUUCCGCUGCGGGAAUGGCAAGUGCAUCUCCUCGCGCUGGCAAUGCGACCACGAGGACGACUGCGGCGACAACUCGGACGAGAUGCACUGCGAGGGGUAUCAGUGCAAGAACGGCACUUUCCAGUGCGCCUCGGGUCACUGCAUCGCCUCCUACUUCCGGUGCGAUGGCGACCGCGAUUGCCGCGACAUGUCCGACGAGGUGGGCUGUCCGCCCAGAUUCCCGGGCGGACGCUAUUGCCCGGAGUCGCGGUUCCAGUGCAACAACAACCUGUGCGUCUCGCUGUCCGACUUGUGCGACGGCACCGACGACUGCGGCGACGGCAGCGACGAGGAUCCCAGUGUCUGCAGCGACUUCAACUGCGACACCCUGCGCCGCUUCCAGUGCUCCAACCACCGCUGCGUGGCCCGCUACCAAAUCUGCGACGGAGUGGACAACUGCGGCGACGGCAGCGACGAGAACAACAUGACGCUGUGCGCCAGCAAGCAGAAGCCCUGCGACCUGUACACCCAGUACCAGUGCGCCAACAAGCACUGCAUAGAGCGGGCCCAGGUGUGUGACUUCUCGGACGACUGCGGGGACGCCAGCGAUGAGCUGGGCUGCCACCACACCAGCAGCUGCUCCGAGCAGAACCGCGGCGGGUGCCAGCACCACUGUCACAACCUCACCGACGGCGGCUACAUCUGCACCUGCUAUCCGGGGUACAUCAUAGCCGCGGACAACAAGAAGAGGUGCUCGGACGUGGACGAGUGCCUGACCAGGCAGCACACGUGCUCGCAUCAGUGCCACAACCUGAACGGCACCUACUCCUGCAGCUGUCGCGAGGGCUUCCAGUUGACGGACGGGGCCAGUGGCGUGUGCCGGGCCGAAAAGGAGGAUGUCAUCUUGGUCUUUGCCAAUGGCCAGGAGAUCCGGGGACUGGACCUGCAGAAGCGCGAGGAGUUCGAUGUGAUAGCCGAGGAGAAGCGGAUCGAGGCCCUGGACUACGAUGCCCAGCAGCAAAUCAUCUUCUGGGCGGACAGCUACGACAAGACCAUUAAGCGGUCGUACAUGGUGAACGCCAUCGAUGGCCGGGCCAAGAUUGGCUUUGCCCAGGACCUGAACAUGAAGGGUGGCUCCAAGCCCACGGCCGUGGCCGUCGACUGGCUGGCCUCGAAUCUCUACUGGACGGAGAUGGACCGGACGGGCUCCAAGCCGAGGGGUCGUGUGAUGGUGGCCAAGACCGAUGGUCGCUAUCGGCGGGCCAUUGUGAACGCGGGACUGGAGGUGCCCACCUCCAUAGCCGUGAAUCCCCAGCUGGGCAGGAUCUACUGGUCGGAUGCGGGAUCGGCGCCCAAGAUCGAGGUGUCCUGGAUGGACGGCUCCAAGCGCAGGCCGCUGAUCACCGAGCAGAUCCGCCAUCCGGCCGGGCUGACCAUCGACUACUCGCAGGAUCACAUCAUUUACUGGGUGGACACCAAGCUGAAUGCCAUCGAAUCGAUGCGGGCCGACGGCUCCCGGCGCAAGGCCAUUGUCAAGGGUGACCAGCUGAGGCAUCCCGUCUCGCUGGAUCUCUUCGAGUCGAACAUGUUCUGGAUGACCAGGGACACGGGCGAGCUGGUGCGCCAGGACAAGUUCGGGCGUGGAGUGCAGGUGGUGCUGCAUCGCAACCUCGUCAAUCCGUCCGGCCUGAAGGUGUACCACGACAAGCGGUACAACACCUCGCUGCCCAAUCCGUGCGGCAACUCCACCUGCUCCCACCUGUGCCUCCUGGUGCCCGGCGGCCAUCGGUGCGCCUGCCCCGACGCCUCUGGUCCGCCGCCCUCGCACCGCAGCACCGCCGAGGUCAUCUGCAAUGCCGCUGCGGAGCAUCCGCGUCCGGCUCCGCGGAUCUGCCCGUGCCAGAACGGCGGCCUCUGCAAGGAGGACGCCCAGGGCGAGCUGAUCUGCGACUGCCUGGCCGAGUUCCGCGGCGAGCACUGCGAGACGAGCACCACGGGCGCCUUCGGGCAUGGCGGCGCCAAUGUCACCGCCGUCGUGGUGCCCAUCAUGGUCAUCCUGCUGGUGAUGAUGGCCGCCGCCGGGGCCUGGUACGUCAUCCGCAAGCGACCGUUCGGCAAACUGGCUCGCAUGCCGGCGAUGACCUCGUCGCAGAGCGUGACCUUCCGCCACGGGUCGAAUGUGGAGUUCAGCGAGAGCGGAUUCCCCGGAGCAUCUGCGCCGGGAGCUGGCGAUGUGGCGCCCAUCGAGGGCUACAACCUGCAGACGGUGAACGCGAACAAGGCGCGCGACUUUGCCAAUCCGAUGUACGAUGCGGUGCAAUCGGGCACCACCGCCGAUCCGGGCAUGGGCAACGGUUCGGGCAUCUACGAUGUGCCGGGCGAACCGUCGGCCAAGGGCAAGGCCAUGGGCCACCAUGCGGGCGGAUCCUUCACGGAGCCCGCCUCGGCGAUCAUCGCGCCCAGCAGCAUCACGCACAAGGCGUCGCCGCAGCUGCAGCUGCGCACCAGGGAGCUGGACCCCUCGGCGGACACCGGCAAGGACACGCAGUUCCUGGUGGAGGAGGACAAGUCCGAGUGCUGAUAUCAAGCCCGUCAAUCGGCUGCCGUUGCGAUGGCGGCCGUUGCGAUGGCCAGUUGCCGCCAGCAGCGUCGUCAGCAGCAGCAGCAUCAGUCGGAUAAUAGCUAUCCACUGCAGACAUAACACAAGCUGGUCAAGCAGCGGAAGGAGCAACAACAGCAGCAGCAACAGCAACAUCAGCAGCAGGGACAGGGACGCUCUAGUAGUAAACAUCACAAAUCCUGGCAGGUAGCCACCGCUGGCAAGGUCACCACCAAGGUCUAGCCUUGCCCCCAAAAGAAAACACACAUACACACCACCCACGGAGAGGGAGAGGAGCAAUACGAGAAGAGGCGGAGGCAGCGGUGGGGGACGGCAACAAACAUAUCCAAAAAAGAAACGUGCAUACGUGCAACCCCCACAAGAGAAAACCAACUAAAAACAAAAAAAAACUGUUGCAAUUAUUAUUAAAUAAAACGUAAAAAUUAAUCUAUAAAUGUACACGAAAACACUAAGAGCCACACACACAGCAAUUUUUGUAAAGCCAACUUUUUGUAGCCUACCAUAAUUGUUUUUUUUUUUUUUUGUAUUUGUGUGAAACUAAUGUUUUUUUUGCUAAUCAACAUACUUUUGCGCAAAAAGAGAAUUGUAAAAAGCAAGCAAAAACGAUAAACGAUACAAAAUUAUGGCAAAAGGUAUAUUUUUUUGAAAGCUAAAUGACAAUAUUAACUAUAUGUAUGUAUGUAUAUAUAUAUAUAUAUACAUAUAUAUAUAUAUAUAUAUAUAUAUAUAUAUAUGUAUAUAUGUAUAUGUAGCCAAAUCGGAAAACAAAAUAUCUAUAUGUAUACACAAGGCAACUAAGGGACAAUUCCCAGCUAGGAUUUCUAUAUAUUUUCUAAAAAAAAGAACAACAAAAAAAGCGAGCUAAAAAAUAUACAACAAAAUAUAUACUAUAUGUGUAAAACUAAAUGUAACAAAGCGAAAGAGAACACUUUUGUGCUAAAACCAGGAUACAAAAACAAAAACAAAAAAAAAAGCAAGCAAGCAUUCCCCACACAUAUAUCUAUUUAUAAUAAUUAAUUUAAUUAUUUAUUCGAACACACACAGAGAGACAGGAGCCAGGAAAGUGCUAAUAAUCCAGAAGAAUAGGGGCUUUUCGAGAUUCAAAAUUCGCAAUACAUUCCAAAAAUGAAAAUUUGCAAAAACCCCCUCGCCACGCCCUCCCCGCCCACACUGUGCAGCAAAGAAAAGCGAAGCUUUUCCUUUCUCCCUUUUUUUGUUUGGCUCUCGCGCAAGCCAAUAUGCUUUUCUAUUUUUUUUUUCGGUUUGUGUGUGUGUAGUUGAAACUUGUCGCGCGUGUUUUUUUACACAACAAUAUAUAAAUAUUUUAUUUUUUAAUUAUAUCAUCGAUUUAUGAAUUGUAUUAUGAUUUAUGAUUUAUCUUUCUCGUCGAAAGUCGUAGUAAUGUGUGCGCAUUUUUUUUUCAUUUUCGUUCUUUGUGCAAAAUCUGUGCUUCCCUUCAUUUAAGCGUGUUUUAGCAUAAAUUUUAGUGAAAGAUGAAAGAAACUAAAGCUGUAUACGCCAAUCGGGCCAUAUACAACGCUAUAUGUGAAGUUAAUUGUAUAUUUAAUGUCAAGCUACAUAAUGGAUAACGAAAAACCAGAACAUAAUAAGAGUAAAACUACAAAUGAAAUGAAAAACUAUUUGUUGAAAGAAUAAACCUUUUUUUUAUUAUUAUACAUACGGGGGGAAAAUUGUAAGAUGAAGAAACCUAAAACAUUCAAUAAAGAAAAAUAAUAAAAAAUGUAAAA
Molecule: messenger RNA, 16493 nt
Organism: Drosophila gunungcola (fruit fly)
Lineage: Eukaryota; Metazoa; Arthropoda; Insecta; Diptera; Drosophilidae
Gene: mgl
Product: low-density lipoprotein receptor-related protein 2
Molecular function (GO): protein binding; calcium ion binding
Source: RefSeq, a predicted model, not a curated record